ACAUUUUCUUUUGCCUUUUCUUUACUGCCUGCCACAAACAUGCCUUGGUGCUGCUAUUUUGGCCUGGGUCACCUGUUGACCUGACAGGCAAGUGUCAGAGGAGAGCACACAUGUCAGCUGCAGGUGGAAACUCUCAGCAGGCAACAGUGCUGUGGUUCUGGCUGGCACAGUUGGAGCCUAAGACAACACAGCACCAAGUGACUGCAGAUUUUGCCGGUGUCUUGGAGUUUGCCUAAAGGUUUCAUGAGGUUCAGCGUGACACAGUUAAGCAAUUAACUUGGGCAGCAGUCUGGAGGUUUCCCAACCCUCUGAAGAUGUACGGCCUGUAUUUGGAAGCAGUGAACGAUUACAUUAACGAAUCCUAUGGAGAGGAUGUGUGGAGGCUGAUUGAGAACCGAGCGGAGAUACCCCACCUCAAGUUUGUCAGACAUCAAAUGUACAAUGACAACCUGAUCCUGCGGUUGGCAAAGGCAGCAGGCGAGGUUCUGGGAAAGACCCACGAUGAGCUCAUGUACGCCUUUGGGGUCUAUAUGGUCAAGAGGAUUGGAAACUAUGGAUAUGAGCGGAUCCUGAAGGUAUUGGGGCGAAAUGUGCGUGACUUCAUCAACGAGCUGGACAACUUGCACGAAUAUUUCCGCUUUUCCUUCCCCAAAGUGCAGCCACCGAGUUUCUGCGUGGAGGAGGAGUGCGAGACAAGCCUCACUCUGCACUACCGCAGCACCCGCAAGGGCUUCACCCAGUUUGUCAAAGGGCAGCUCUCUCAAGUGGGACGGCAAUUCUACAACACAGAUAUCGAAGUGGAAAUCCUGUCUAAAGAGGAAACCGAGAAAAUGACGUAUGUGGUUUAUAAGAUGAACUUUGACAAUGCUGCCUUCAAGCACCGCAUGCCCCAGCAGAAGACAGCACCUAGCUAUGAAAAGCUGCCAAUGAAGCGAGGCAUCUUCUUCGACAUGUUCCCCUUUAGCGUCAUCUUCCGCCGCGACAUGACCAUGUAUCGCAUCGGCGACGGCCUGAAAGAGGUCUUUUCUGACCUCCAGGGAAAGAAGGUCAACGAAGAGUUCACUCUGGUCAGACCCAUGCUGGAGUUCAGCUGGGAUAAUAUCUACACCCAUUUGAACAAUGUGUUUGAGCUUUUGUCUAAAGCUGUGGUAGAGAGCAAGCAGAAGGUCAACAUCCCCAAGCUGAGCAAGGAAGAGCCGGACGAGAAGGAGGAGAAUGAGAAAGCAAAAAGGGAAGAAGAAAUGGAGCCAAAGGCAGUGGAGGAGAUGAAGGGCACAGACCAAGAGUACAGCAGCGCUCUCACCCAGUACAACAGUUCUGCCAACUCUGGAGGCGAGGAUAUCGAACUGCUGGCAUUCCAGACAGUCACCGGAAAGUGUAGCGAGACCAUCUUUGAAGACAUGCGGGAGCCUCCAAAGAAGCCUUUACAUCUGAAGGGCCAGAUGAAAUAUGUCCCUCAGUGGGACUCCCUCAUCUUCCUAGGGACACCCAUUAUAGAGACUGUGGAGGACAUGAUAAAGAUGGGUGUGUAUGUGAACGAUCUGAAUCUGCAUGACUCCAGCAGAGAGCUGAUUUUGGCUGGGACACAGCAGUCAGCUGAGCUGCAGUUGGCCCUCGAUCAGGAGCAACAAAAAUAUGCUCAGCUGCAGGAAAUUAUCAAGAAGCUGGAUGAAGAAAAGAAGAGGGGGGAUUCUUUGCUGUACGCCAUGAUCCCUAAAGCUGUGGCUGACCGCCUUAGGAAGGGAAUCACGGCUCUGGAGACAUGCCAGGUCUUCCCAGAUGUGACCAUCCUGUUCAGCGACGUGGUCAAGUUUAACGAGAUCUGCAUCCACAUCACACCCAUGCAGGUGGUGGACAUGCUGAACGAGAUCUACAUCGUCUUUGACACACUGAGCGAGAAGCACAACGUCUACAAAGUGGAGACGAUCCGUGAUGCCUACAUGGUGGUAGCAGGCGUUCCCAACAAGACAACCUUUCACGCGCACCAUAUCUGCGACAUGGCCCUGGACAUGCUGAGCUCCAUCGACCACCUUAAAGACCCCUCCACCGGAGAUAAUAUCCAGAUCAGAGUCGGUAUUCACUCUGGUAUGGUGGUGGCUGGAGUUGUGGGUCUGAAGAUGCCUCGCUACUGUCUGUUUGGUGACACUGUCAACACAGCCUCAAGGAUGGAGAGCAAUGGAGUGGGCAUGCAGAUACACAUCAGUCAAACCACCAAAGACCACCUGGAGCAUGAGCCCUAUAUCAUCGAGGAAAGGGGCAAAAUCUUUGUAAAGGGUAAAGGCUACAUGAAGACCUACUGGCUGAAAGGAAAGAAAGAUCUAUCGUUCAAGACCCCGGCAGAGCUGCGCUACAGCAGUGAACAGAAAGACUCUGAGGACAAGAGCUCUAAUGGUUCCACAAGCACUAAUGCCAAAUGCAAGGCUUCCAACCUCCACAUCACUAGCAGUGAGGAGCAAGCGGAAGGGAAACCAAGCCCAAGCAACCUCCCACUGGACACCCUGCCCACACCAGAGGCCGCUAACGAACCCCCCACCAUUUCAUCUGAGUCUCAGGAGAAGGAGAAAGCCAAAAAGACUAAAAACAACAAGGGGGCCAAAUUGGAUGUGCCCCAGGGAAAUGCAAAUCCGGAGUCUUCACCGGCUGCCGACGGCCAGGAGAACCCAGGUCCUCUGCUCAACAACAAGAGAAACAGCCUAAGACAGCAGUACGCCAAGCUGCCCGCCAACCUGCCCAUGCGCAGUGCUGCCUGUUGCAUUCUGUGAGCAGAUUGUUGUAGGGUGAGAACAGUCCAGCAUGUGACAAGGGUUUGAUACUGAAAAUGUAAUUGAAAUUGAGUCACAGGCAAGACAAAGCAGGCACCGUGGUCACUGAUGAUUUUCAUUUGAACAAAUUCCAGUUAAUUAAAAAUACUGAGUGAUAUAAACCACCAACAUUUCCCACUUAAAACUACUUAGAUUAAGGCAAACUUUGUGCAACAGUCAGCGAAUGGAAACGGUGCUGUUAUGCUGAUUGCUUAAUAAAAGCCUACUACACUCAAAACACUGGAUUUAAUUUUUAAAAAAUAACAGAUGGAGAACAUUUUCAUGUUGUUCAUUUGCUUCAGUGAUUUCAUGCAUCCAAAUGUUAAAAAGUUUUUUUUUUUCCAGUUCUAUCCUCACCCUGAAUACUGAGAAUUUUACAGGUUUCACAACCUGCUUUCCUUAUGUCAACUGUUUAAAAAAAAAAAGGAAGUACAACAUCCUCAACAUGAAAACAGCACAGACAAACAGAACACAUUUACAACUGGUAAUGGCAGCCAUCAGAAUGAGUUUAUUUCUAUCUACCUUGUGCUGUUUGCUGUACUGUUUUGUAGCAUUCAUAAAUUCAGUGCUGUUACUUCUACAGAAAUUGUAUUAAAAUGUAUAAUGAGAACAAAUUACAGGAUAUUUUUUGGAAAAUCAAGAAAUUUAAGCAAGCCAUUUUACACAAGUUUUAUACCGUUUUCAUCUGAGCUGGGAGAUUUCACAGUCUAUGGAUGCUUCAUGUAAUUCACUGAGAGUAGCCGUCAUCAGAGGUUGUAUUCGAUCUUGUUUAAACUGGCUGUAUGGUAUUUCUGUAGACAUUUGGUGGCACAGUAUUGUCUUAGAGGUCUGGUUCUACUUUUUGUAUGUACCUACAUUUGAUUCACUGUAUGACAGCGUUUCUUGAUAUAAAACUGUAUGUACAGCCAUGAAA
Messenger RNA from Amphiprion ocellaris (clown anemonefish), 3714 nucleotides. RefSeq names its product soluble guanylate cyclase 88E-like. Bases 315 to 2762 code for a protein of 815 amino acids. The transcript is spliced from 18 exons. NCBI's taxonomy places the organism in Eukaryota, Metazoa, Chordata, Actinopteri, Pomacentridae. The record is from RefSeq and is a predicted model, not a curated record. Gene Ontology annotation, molecular function: oxygen sensor activity; heme binding; guanylate cyclase activity. Gene Ontology annotation, biological process: nitric oxide-cGMP-mediated signaling; cGMP biosynthetic process; response to oxygen levels. Gene Ontology annotation, cellular component: guanylate cyclase complex, soluble.